GCUAUUAUCUACUUCUGUCAAUAUCUUUGCAGAAGUUGGUUUACCUUGGUUACAGACUACUACACUCUUAGAUCUCUACUCAAGAAUAUUUUACCAAAGAGCUAGCUUGCCUAUUGGAUCUUAUCUCUGCAA
Messenger RNA from Dentiscutata heterogama, 132 nucleotides. The record is from the annotation of a GenBank genome assembly. Lineage: Eukaryota; Fungi; Glomeromycota; Glomeromycetes; Diversisporales; Gigasporaceae.